This is a messenger RNA of Dothidotthia symphoricarpi CBS 119687, 1500 nucleotides long. RefSeq lists its product as uncharacterized. Gene Ontology annotation, cellular component: COP9 signalosome. The transcript is spliced from 5 exons. Lineage: Eukaryota; Fungi; Ascomycota; Dothideomycetes; Pleosporales; Dothidotthiaceae. The record is from RefSeq and is a predicted model, not a curated record. The coding region runs from base 1 to 1500 and encodes 499 amino acids. Gene Ontology annotation, biological process: ubiquitin-dependent protein catabolic process.
AUGUCGGCCGAUUUGCUCACGACGCUGCUCCAGUUCCAGCCUGAUGCCCCUGAACUCAAACAGAGACGCGACUACGACCAUGCAGCCCGCGCCUUUGUCUCACAGCUCAGCAACAUUGCAGCGACACAUUGGGCGAAGGGCGCAGACACGGCGCAGGAUGUACUAUCAGUCCUCAACCCCACAGCCAACUCGAUAGCGUACGCCUUCGCCCUCCGCCACCGCAUCACCGCCAUCGCAGGGAAGAACAACGUGCCCGAUGCACUGAAGCCUGGAGGCGAACUGUGGAACAAACUGGUGGCCUUUUUGGAGUCGUUUGACCCGGUGCAGAUGCGCUAUGCAGGACAAGAGUGGAAGAAGCUGGUAGAGUUCACAGAGCAGAUUGCGCGUGCGUCAGGAUCACCCUCCCUCGCCGUCGCGCCAAUACGGUCUGCUAUGAUACAGCUCGACCCCACCACGGGCAGCUUCACGUCCACCCAUCUGAGCUUCAUAAGGCUGUGCAUGGAGACGCGAUCGUAUGCCGCUGCCGAACCUAUCCUUGAUAACUACAUCCACAGCCUGCCUUCCAAGAUCCCCAUCCAGGUCCGCGAAGGACUCGAAUACUCGGUUCCUUGUUCAGAUGUUGCAAGUAGUGCAGAAUACAUCCACCUGGUUUCGGGUCAUUCGGACAAGGUCACGCUGGCGGAUGUGCAGGAGUACUAUGUUUUGGGUGCCAUGGCUUACACCGGAUUGCGACAGUUCAAGAAGGCGCAACAGUUUCUGGAGCACGUACUCGUGGCCCCUACGAGUGGUAAUACAGCGAACGGCCUGAUGCUGGAGGCGUACAAGAAGUGGACUCUGCUGAACUGUCUUGUGAAUGAAACGGACAAGGUUGUCCCGCGAACAACAAACUCACAAGCGAUCAAGCAGGUCAAGUUGGCGGCAAAGGCAUAUGAGGCGUUGGCAGAGGCUCAUGCUCAGCUGGGCGAUCUCACAAAACUGAGGGCUCAGAUCAAGACAGGAGCUGAUGUAUGGGCAGAGGACGGCAACGCUGGUCUCGUCAAGGAAGUGUUGGACAGUCAGAUGAGAACCUACGUCUCGCGAUUGUCACGGACGUUUUCGGCAAUCCCAGUGUCGCACAUGGCCAACAACGUGGGUGGUAGCGCCGAAGAAGCGGCACAGUAUCUUGAGACUCUGAUCGCGGAAGGCUAUCUGAAUGCGCGACUGGAGCAGUCGGACAAGUCUAACGUGGGCGUCGUUCUACGUUUCUACCUCGACCCCACACAAGGACCACUGGCCAAGACGGAGAAGCAGCAACAACAAGCGCUGUUUGAGCAGACGUUGCGAACCAACAUGCUGGCCGAGCAGGUCAAGGACGCCGACUACCGGUUGUUACUGACCAAGGAGUUCAUUGACAACUUGAAGAAGCACAACAAGAGACCGGGUCAGAGUGGGGAGGCAAUGGACACGGCGUGGGAUGAUGGAAUUGACGCCGAGGAAGACAUUAUGACGGACCUGCAGUGA